This is a messenger RNA of Megalops cyprinoides (Indo-Pacific tarpon), 2535 nucleotides long. RefSeq names its product FH2 domain containing 4 (gene fhdc4). The transcript has 12 exons. Lineage: Eukaryota; Metazoa; Chordata; Actinopteri; Elopiformes; Megalopidae. Bases 1 to 2496 code for a protein of 831 amino acids. The record is from RefSeq and is a predicted model, not a curated record.
AUGAGUUUGGAAGUAAAACGCGGCCCCCUCUGCAGGAACGCUCAGCGACGUUCGAGGAUGCGCAACUUCAACUGGGACACCAUCCCCCGCCAGAGCGUACUGGGCAAGCGCAACAUAUGGACGGUGCAGAAGCCGGCGGAGGAGUUCGAGCUGGACACCAAGCGCAUGGAGGAGCUGUUCAGCCAGGGCGAGCAGAGCCCGCUGCAGAAGCAAACGGCGGCCCGCAAGAGCGUGCGCGGACUGCCGGCCUCUGCUCCGGGAGGCGAGCUGGUGUCAAUUCUCAGCUCCAAGAAAAACAUGAACGUGGGGAUCUUCCUGAAGCAGUUUAAGAGGCCAGUGAGGGAAAUGGUGGAGGACAUCAGAUUGGGCAACAGGGAGCCGUUUGGAACUGGUAAACUGAAGGAGCUGUGCAAGCUGCUGCCUGAGGAGGGAGAGGUGAAGCAGCUGCUUGCGUUCAAAGGGGACCAGUCUCUGCUGUCUGAGGCAGAUCUAUUCAUGGUGCUGUUAGUCAGAGUACCCAGCUAUGAAGAACGACUCCGAAGUUUAGUGCUCCGAGAAGAGUUUUUCCCUUUCAUAGAUGAGAUGAAGCAGUCGAUAGCCACCAUGACAACAGCUGCCAAAGAGCUGCUGGACUGCGAUGAUCUUCACUCGGUGAUCCGUCUGGUGCUGAAGACUGGGAACUACAUGAACGCUGGCGGCUACGCCGGCAGUGCCAUCGGCUUCCGGAUGGCCUCCCUCCUGAAGCUUGUGGACACCAAGGCAAACAAGCCUGGCAUGAACCUCAUGCACUAUGUGGUGAUGCAAGCACAUAGGACCGACGCUGCUCUGCUACACUUCCCUGAUCAACUUCAACACAUUGGGGCAGCAGCCAGGAUCCAUAAGCAGGAGGUGGAGACAGAGUUCCAGAGGGAAAAGAAGAAAGUAGAAGAUGCAAAGGCAGAUGCCAGCAAACAGAAGGAUCUAGAAGCUCAGAUGGAGGCUUUCCUCAAGAGUGCUGAGGCAGAGUUGGCCGAGGUAGAGGCCUCGCUUCAGACCUUAAACUCUGUGAGUCGCUCUGUGGCUGAGUACUUCUGCGAGGAUCCCAACCUGUUCAAACUGGAUGAGUGCUGCUCCAUCUUCCACUCCUUCUGUGAGAAGUUCUUACGGGCCAUCCAGGAGAACCGUGAUCGCGAGCAGGCGGAGGUGAAGAGGAGGCAGCGGGAGAGGCUCCAGAAUGCCGCUAAGCGCAGGUCUACGGCCACCUGCUCCGUCAGGGACAAGGACAUGGAAGGCGUGGCCCUGGAGUCCUUCCUGCAGAAGUUUCUGAACAGCCGCGGGUCGCGCAGAAGGACCGGGACGCCCUCUCCCACCAGCGGCAGCCUGGUGGAGAUCGCCAUCAAGGAGAACGCCCCUGCAGAGGAGAGGGAGAACCCCAGCGCGGAUGGCGAGGCGCAGGAAAAUGAGUGCAACUCGGCCUCAGAGCCGACGGGAAGCCAUCAGCAGGAGGAAGAGGCUCAGCCUCCAGACAAGGGCGAGAGGAGUGAGAGUGUGGGCCAGGAGGGGGCGCUGUCGGACAGUCAGCUGGAUACCCUUAAAGGACAAGACAAAGGAAACGAGGAGCAGAGGCCCAUUAGCAACAGCAGCAGCUUAUCCACAAGCAGACAUGCCUCUGUGAAGAAUGAGGAAGAGGAGGAAGGGCAGAACGAGGAAGAGGCGCAGAAGCUGCGAGAGGUUUCCCGCAAGGUCCUGCUGUACCAGAGCAGCCGGAGUAGCGUUUCAUCCGGGGAGCACUCUGUGGAUCUCCCGCGCUCGCCCAAUGGAUCCGUCGCCUCGCCCCGCCGCCGCCGCUUCCCAGAGGACGAGAACGUGCUCCCAUCCGAGCCAAGCGGCGACACAGCCCCCAGGACCAUACUCAGCCCCCGCCUCUCUCCUCCCUUCACCCCGAACUCCCUCACCCGCCGCCACACCCUCUCCAUCCCCCCCUCCGCUGCCAAGGGUGACAAUGAUGAAGACGAGUUGUGGAUGCUGCCCAAAAGCCCUGGCCGUGGAGCGCCCCCUCUGGUGAUCAUGGGGAAGAUGAAGUCUGUGGACUGCUGUCCCAUGUCCCCAAAGCGGGAAGGGGUCCACAAUCAAAGUGCGAAACCCUCCUCCAAUCCCUCUGAGGGCAGCCAAAAACCCAAAGGCCUAUCCGUCAGACCGUCCAACAUGACCAAUUGCGCUGGCCCCCCGGCAGGCUCUGGGCUCCAGGACGAGAGUUCCCCCGGGAGGCGGCCCUCACACAAACCGCAGGCUGAGCCGGAAAGUGACGCGGGGAUUCUGGAGUCUGCUCCCAGCUUCCGUCUGGGCAGCAUCUUCCAGAGACGCUACAACCAGAGGCCCGCAGCAAGACCCUCCAAACCUGAGGAGAAGCCCAGGCCUGAGAAACAGGAAAUGUCUGCUUUCUUCUCCUUCUUCAGGCGUUGGAGUGAGAAGACCAGACCCAACAAUGAACUAGACUCCAGGGGCACAGACUCCUGACAGAGGUCUGGCGUUUUUAGAGUUUGGUUUUAAUGUUUU